This is a messenger RNA of Chiloscyllium plagiosum (whitespotted bambooshark), 2384 nucleotides long. It is a transcript of the gene fkrp, whose product is annotated as fukutin related protein. NCBI's taxonomy places the organism in Eukaryota, Metazoa, Chordata, Chondrichthyes, Orectolobiformes, Hemiscylliidae. The record is from RefSeq and is a predicted model, not a curated record. Gene Ontology annotation, cellular component: Golgi apparatus. Gene Ontology annotation, biological process: protein O-linked glycosylation via mannose.
CUUUAAAUCCAAGAUGGCUGCGCACCACCGACCCUCCGCAACAAUAGAAGUGUGUAUUUGCAACAGUGUCUGGAGGAUAAAUUUGCAAUUCCUGGAGACACCUGAUCAUCACGGAAAAAUGGGAAACCUUGCUCAUGAAUGGAACACACCAACUUGCACCUGCAAGCACAGUUCCUGUCAAUGAGGAGCAAGUGUAUGAGAGAGUAUGCUGGCCUGGAUUCAAUCUAUUUUUCAGCAGCCAACAACUUUGAAAACAAGAUCCAAAGAAGACUGUAUGUUUCUGGUGAAUUAAUUGCAACUAUUAGUUGACCAUGAAUCAGGAUCUUGAUGUGAUUGGUCAUUUUUGCAAUUUUAAAAGACAAUGAGAGAUAAUUCAAGAAAAGCUGCAACGUGAACAAAUUAAUUAUCAACACUACUGAAUUAUUAAAAAGCACAAUGCGGGUUAGUUUUUGCCAGAUGCUACUGACUGGGGCAAUAAUGAUUAAUCUCAUCGUUCUCUACUAUGUCUCCAGAACUCAGCAGCAAAUGCUGAAACACAAAGUCCCAGGGAAGGCUGCCUCCAGGAAACUAGCAGUUUCAAGAGUCACUGGGAUCACUGUACUAAUACGAGAGUUUGAAGACUUUGAGAAUUGGGUAGUAGGUGUGGUGCAGUCUUUCCUGAAGCAAAGACCAGACCAGCCCAUUGUUGUGGUGGCUGACAAACUACCAUACCCACCACUGGACCUGCCCAAUAAGCAGAACAUACAGGUCGUGCUAUUGAAGGCAUCUCCAGAUCAGCCGUACUAUGUCACCAGACCUGAAUUCUACAUCAACACUGAGUACACCCUUCUGGUGCCUGACGGGGUGCAAUUGGACUCAACCCAACAGCUUGACCAUCUUCUUCAGGAGUUUGAGGCCAACAAAGGAAAGGUUCAGAUGGUAGCAGCUCCUAUUCAGAAUGGGGAAACAUUCCACUGUCAAAACCUGCGAGUUAGUCUUAAGGAGUGGACUGCCGUCUAUCAGCUUUCUCCUGCCCAGGUUUGCGAUGCCAUUGACGGAGAUGCAGUGGUUCUUCUUCGAACCGAGGAUUUGUUCAACUUCUCUCAGCCCAUGACAAGGCCGCUCUUGACAUCCCUCUUUGUCCAGUCUUCACUGCAUGGCUGGAAGGUGAAGAUGGCAGAGAAUGUGGUGUUCUCGUCGUACCACCGCUCUUUGUUCAUGUCAGCCCAUAACCGUUGGAAGGCAGACAUCAACACAAAAGCAAGGCUGUCCCAACUCUUCAAAGACUUCGGCAUGAAGCAUGUGGUGCAGCCCAAUGGAAAGGAGCAGUGGUAUGGCUGCAACAAAGACACUCCUCGCUGUUUCAGGACAGUGCAUGAUGACACGCCUGAGUACCUAUAUGAAAACAGGUGGACUCCACCUUGUUGCCUCAAAGCCUUGCGCGAGACCACCAAGUAUGUCAUAAACAUCUUGGAGUCCUCUGGUGUCCGCUACUGGCUGGAGGGCGGAACUCUUCUGGGAGCAGUCCGUCACCAGGACAUCAUUCCAUGGGACUAUGACGUGGACCUUGGGAUUUAUCUGGAUGACGUGGAAAAUUGCGAAUUUCUAAGGAGCCUGGACUCUGGAUCGGUUGUCGACGAGAAUGGCUACGUGUGGGAAAAGGCAGUGGAAGGUGACUUCUACCGUGUGCAAUACAGCGAAAGCAACCACUUGCAUGUUGACUUGUGGCCUUUCUAUGCCAGAGAUGGAAUCAUGACCAAAAACACGUGGAUGGACCACAAACAGGACAUGGAGUUCCCAGAGCACUUCCUGAAACCACUGGUCCCCAUACAGUUUGCUGGAAUAACUGCUCUUGCACCCAACAAUCACAGGCGCUUCCUAGAAUUGAAAUUUGGAGAGGGUGCCAUCGAAAAUCCUGAGUACCCAAACCCUGCCAGGAAAAAGUUAGAGAGGAAGGACUAAAUGCAGAGGAUAUUAAUUAGCAAUAAGGACUGGUAGAAUCCUUUGAAAUGUUAUAUCACAGAUAAUUAUUGUUCCACAUUUAUUUCUUCCUCCCCAUUUUCUCUCCUGAAGACACUGCAUCUUCCUGGGAGAUAGUUCCAGGAAUUAUGGUGGCAUUAUCUGGGGAUUCAGAUAGAGAUAGUGAGGAAAUCAGUGGAAGAUGGGAGACUUUUACUCCUUGAUAUCCGCACUCACUUCCUUUCCAAUAGGUAGUGCUGUAUCACUGCAGCAUCUGGAAACCUGGAUGAUCUUAUCCCCAACCAACCUGAGCUGACCACAGACAGAUUAAACAUGAGACCUUUUGUCCUAGCUCCAGUGUUGCACCAUGUGGUCACAGAGUCAUACACAGAAACAGAUCCUUCGGUUGAACCAGUCUACACCAACCAUAAUGGGAGAAAGUGAGG